GUAUUGAAUAAGAUACAACAAUAGUUUUACAGUAGUUCAUUUUAUACAUUUGUUGUAUAGUUGAUACAGAACCUCCAAUCUCUGCACUGUGAUUUGGGGAGUGUGAUCUUGUCUCUGCAAUGUGAUUUGGGAAGUGUGAUCUUGUCUCUGCAAUGGGAUUUGGGGAGUGUGAUCUUGUCUCUGCAAUGUUAUUGUGUGCUUGUGAUCUUAUCUCUGCUGUGUGAUUUGGGGAGUGUGGUGUUGUAUGAAGUGUUGUAUGUUGUAUGCAGAUUUUGCUUUGCAGUGUGAUCUGGAGAGUGUGAUCUUGUCUCAGUAGUGUGAUUUGGGGAGUGUGAUCUUAUCUCUGUAGUGUGAUUUGGAGAGUGAUCUUGUCUGUGCACUGUGAUUUGGGGAGUGUGAUCUUCUCUCUGCAAUGUUAUUUUGUGCUUGUGAUCUUGUCUCUGCAAUGUGAUUUGGGGAGUGUGAUCUUGUCUCUGCAGUGUAAUUUGGAGAGUGAUUUUGUCUCUGCACUGUGAUUUGGUUUUGUAUUUUUUUGUGAUUCUGCUUUUUUCCCAGUGCUUCCAUUCCCCAGGACAGCCUCAUUGCAGUAUGGCCAACCGGAUGGCCAGUUCCUGAUAGACCAGAACAUCUUACAGAUAGGAAGUGAAAUGGAUUCUGCUAGUGAAAGCACCAGGAAAAGCAUUGCGUUACUUCCUAUAGAAACACCCAAAAUGCAGAUGGACAUUGGCCCGUUGCUGGAUAUCUGUCUUGCAUCAGACCGCCCAUCGACAGGAGAGGCUUCUUUCAAUAAAAUAAAUGAGAUGAAGGACAGUGUCUCCUCACUGAAGUUCAUCACCAGCAUACUCCUUCAAGCUGAGCUGCACAUUCAAGCAUAUUCAGAAACGAUCAUCAACAUUUUGCCACAGAAAUGUCAGCCAGACUCUGUGUUCCAUCAGACAGCAAGGAUGGUCAUGUCCAUGACACCGGCUUUGAAUAGACACUAAAGAAAAAAUUAGAAGAAUCAGAAGAAUGCUUUCUUCCUCCCAUCGUAAUAACUGGAACCUGAAGGCAAGUGUCAGAGAGCUGCAAAGGAGAUGCAUGAAAAUGUGUUAAGAGAGAGAUGCACUUGACUUGAUGUUGAAGAAGAGAGAGAACAGAAUAAAAAGUGCCGAUCUGGAGCAGAAGGAAUUUAAGAAGACAUUUCAAGAGAAAGAGAUGGCUCUUCAGCAGAAGCUGGGCCAGCUUGAGCAGGACUGGAGAGCAAAGCUGGAAAGAGUGAUGGAGGAGAGGAGCGAGCACGAGCAGCGUGUGAAGAAGGAGAUCCAGGCUCUGCUCCUUAAGCUGUUCAAGACUGAGCGGCUGCACCAGACCCAGAUAUGUGACUAUGAGAUCAAGUACAGGGACUCACUAAAACUGGUGUCUGAGCUGCAGCGUCAAAUCGAGGAGCGUGAGGUUGCAGUUCUUCAGAACAAACAGGAGAAACUUGCAAAAGCAGCAAGCGAUGUCCUUGAGCCAGAGAGAGAAGGAUGGCCAUGUCUGGAGAAAUAUCUGGAGCACCACAUGAAGAAGGCCUCUAGAUUAUUAGAUGAUUGUUUGUGCUGUUUAGAGACCCUUAAGGAGGCAUUCACUCCACUGGCCUCCUGUGUUAAGACCACACCCACACCAUGGCAGCAUAUGAACCCCACACCUACCACACAGCUCCUGCAGACGACUGACAGCAUGGAGGAGGAGAGGAACAGGAGGCUCAGCAGCAUGAGAAGAAGACAUCAGAGAGAUCCAGAGGAAGUGGAAGAAGAGAAGAAAUAA
Molecule: messenger RNA, 1785 nt
Organism: Anguilla rostrata (American eel)
Lineage: Eukaryota; Metazoa; Chordata; Actinopteri; Anguilliformes; Anguillidae
Exons: 11
Coding region: 1114-1785 (223 amino acids)
Source: RefSeq, a predicted model, not a curated record